This is a messenger RNA of Plectropomus leopardus (leopard coralgrouper), 1630 nucleotides long. The record is from RefSeq and is a predicted model, not a curated record. Lineage: Eukaryota; Metazoa; Chordata; Actinopteri; Perciformes; Serranidae.
GAACUUCAACAGUCCAAACGGUUCUACACCUGAUCUUAGCCAAAGGCCGAGAAGCGAUCUUUUAACGGUUUUGAGAGCAAGAGAGAGGCUUCGUUAUCGGUCCAGAUAAAAACAUGGAUUAUGGUGAGAAAUCACUCCCUGACAGCAUCAACCCCAAUAACUUCCCUGCCAAACUCUGGCGUUUGGUGAACGACCCGCUAAAUAAAAGCAUCUUCUGGGACAAAAACGGCGAGUUGGUCAUCAUUGAUGAAAACCUCUUCCAGAGACAGAUCCUGUCUCCAAACACACUCGGCAUGGACAACCCCGACAAGUUCAAGACGACCAACUUCUCCAGCUUCGUCCGUCAGCUCAAUCUGUACGGCUUCAAGAAAGCAGAUCCAGCUUGCAGAAAUGCCACCGGGUACAAACCGUUGUUUCAUCGUUUCUACAACUCAAACUUCAACAGACAACAUCCGGAACUUGUGGCAAGUCUGCGGAGACUCACCGCUGAAAACAAGGCCAAGAUACAAGCUGGUGUGGACGUCAGGUGUCGGCCCCCAAGUCAAAACCAGCGGUACAGCUCAGGGGAUGAUGGCAGAGAUCGAAACGGGAAAAGAGGCAGUUCUUCUCCGCUCAGCCCCACACGUCAGGGGCCGACUCCUCCUCGCUGUCCAGCUAAAGCUCAGGUCAUGUCGGCGUACAAUGGAACCCCAGUCCCUCCACAUUUCCUGAUGAGGGGACUUGGUGCUGCUUUUUCACCGAUGUUUGCCGCAAAGGAAGGGAUGCCGGUGUCUCUAGGCCACCAGUACGCUGCAGUGGCCACAAGCUCCAAUGCUGUGCACUUUCAGCAGAGUUUACUGGCCCGUGCAAACCAUGGAAAUCCACAUUUUGCAACUUUUAAUACUUCUAAUGCACAACAUCAGCCUCCCAACUAUUCUCCAGUUUGCCAGUGCUACCGUCCACGCUUUGUGGCAUCACCUAUGACAGGAAGUGGGGUGCCGCACGGUUCCUUCUCUCCCCACAGUUAUUACCAGGCUAGUUAUCCUUUUCACACGCUGAGUCAUGAGGACAACAACCAGAACUCGAAGGGACUCCAGGACAUGAAAGAAUGUGACAUAAAUCUGGACAUGGUUUUCCAGAUUGCUGAUGAAAUGAUGCCACUUCCGUCCAUCAACAACCCGGUUAAAGUCGAGACCCCCGAGAAGCCACAUGAAGCGUUUGCGCCGUCCUUCAGCGACCAUAACAUCGUGCUGUGUGACAUCUCCACCAGCACCAGGACCGUGAAACCUCGUCCCGUCCCCACUGUAACGUCCGUGAUGAGCCACGCCGGUCUGCUGGCGUACAAGCAGCAGGAGGAGUCUGUGGUGUCAGUGCCCGAGCAGGUGCCUGAAAACGCCAUAUAUGAGCUUUACAGACGACCUGUAUAUUACCGGCUGUGGUUUCCUCUGUGCCCCGGCAAGGUCACCGGUGACGAUGAAGAGGACAGUGAGGUUGUAGAUGUGGAUGUUAGCGAUUCUGUGAGGGACACCAGUCAGUCCACAUGAACAGGAAGUACACCUGAUCUUUAGAUCUCACCUUUUUAAUUGAUUGGCAUGAGACGGAUUCACGUCAGGAUCUUAAGUUCUCACUUUUAUCAGACUUUAUUCUCCAC